GACAAGCAGGCCGCCAUGAUGGGAUCCAAGAAGGAACAAUCGGUUUGCUGAUGAUGUUUAAACGGAAGGACAGCGAUGCGCGACCGAUAACAAAUGGUCCGUGUUUGUUCACAUUAUACAACUAAACCUACAUUAUGAAAGACCAUGCAAGGAUCUUAGGUAAUUUUUCUACUCCCUACUUCCGCCCCUGGGGCUCUCAGGGCGUGACGGCGGCCGUGGCCAGUCUGUUCUGUAUCUGGAUCACCCUGACCAACGUUCUGCUCAUCGCCAUUCUCCUGACGAACAAACCUCUGCGACACCAGCGUCAGAUCAUCUUCGUACUGCACAUUGCUCUGGCCGACCUGGCGGUGGGCUUGUUUUACUGUCCUCUCACGGCAGACUUCUUCUUGAAGCAGGUGUGGACGCACAGCUGCGACAGUCUGUUCUGGUGGAACACGUUCUUCCACCCGGUGAGCUUUCUCAGCACCCACUGUAUAGGACUGGUGAACUUCUACCAGUUGUGUGCCGCCUGCUGCCGUCUCAACGUGCGCUCGUUCGUGAAGAACUUCCUCACCAUACUGCUGCUGGCUCUCCUCUGGUUCUAUCUCAUCUGCCUCUUUUUCAUGCUGCAGAACUUCAGGUCACAGAAGAUAAAGGUUCUUAUCGAAACCAAAGACGUCUGUCUGUCUUCGAUGGAUUAUUUGGGUGCGGUGGCGACAGCCAUGAUGGUUUACUUCGCCCCUGCCGCGGUCACCGUCAUACUCUACGUCACGCUGGUCGGUGUACGCGCGUUCAGGCCGACGCCCAUUCCUCACGAAGAGCUAAAUAGCCCAGAACCUCCACCGGUCAUCUCGCUUCCUGUGCUGGGUAUCGCCAACGUGGUCAGUCUGGUGAUGCCUCUUCCGUACUUCAGCACUCUGGUGAGCGUGUCACUGGGGAGCUGUGCCUCGUUCAACUGCAUGUCGUGGAUCCUGCCGGUGAUGACCAUCUUUGAGUGGCUCCUGUUCGCCAAGUCCGGGAUCCAGCCCUGCAUGUGGCUUCUCAACUCACAGUUCACUGACGCCAUUUUCCCAAUCGUACGUAAUUUCCGGUCGAGACCAGCGAGGACUCACAUGCAGCUGGAUCAUCAUGAUGCCGACUUGCAGGGCCAAGAAGACUCUUUCCACGAGAUUUAAAUUCGUCACCCCCCGUUCGCUGAAAUGUGGAUCGACACCUGACCAGCCUCCAGUCGGUUUAACUGGUCAGUCCUGUGGACAAUUACAUUAUUUUCAGUAAUUAAAAUUAAAACUUUAAUAUAAAAACUGAACAAGAACCAAGAUGGUAUUUCUUACAUUUGUGCUUGAACAAUCUAUAAACAGCAUGGAUGAAAUAGAAAAUGUGAAAACGUUUCAGUAUUCUGGUGUCCAUUAUGUAUCAUCACAUAUACAUUUUAAAAUGAUAUUCAAGAUGAGUUGUCUGCACAGAAUCAGUUAUUGGAAUAUAUCUGACAGUUAUGUAAUGCUUAAUACCAACGCACGGCUGGUAAUCUAAUCAAGCAUAACAUAUGCAAAGAAAACAUAAUAUGAGAGAUCGUCUGGUUGUGAAUAUGGCGGCUGAUUCCUGCCAAAUCGGACGAUCGUUCUUCGUACAAAUAAUCCACUUAUGCAUCAUCUAAAACAUGUUUGUAGAAAAGGAAAACCCAGUACGCUAUAAAACAAGCUUACAUUUAUAUCAGCAAAUGGUUUCACGUAGGUGGAACCUCAAGAUGUCAAAAAACCUGGGAUAUUUGGAUGAUUUGGGUUUUUUGUUCGAUCCGAGUGUUAAUUCAAUGCCAUCCAAACGUGACAUGAGUGCGAGGCACGGUAAUGGUAUGUAGAUUAUGUGUCCGUUCUCAUUAAACGUCUACAACGAAGUGUGCCACGAAAUAGUCUCGAACAAUACAAUACCAUAGAUGAAAAGUAUUAUGCGUUAGUUUGCUGAAUAUCCUUGGGAGUACAAUAUACAUGUAUACGUGAGGGAAUCUUAUCAUUCACUGUUGACAACUGGUGUAGACCGGACCAUGCAUGGCACUCCCACGCAUAUCGAGUGAGCUGUGGCUUAACAAUUUUUAUUUAUAGUACUUUUUUUUUCUUACUUUUUUUUUCAUGACUAUUUUGUUGCAAACUAUGUUGUUGUCUUUUAAUGAGAAGGGAUACAUAAUCGACACACCGUUACCCUGUAUCCGAUACAAAUGUAUAGUGAAAUAUUACGCUUGGCUGACACGAAAUAACACCUGGAUCGGAAAAUUAUUAAAAUGUUUCAUGCUUUUU
Gigantopelta aegis is the source of this 2267-nucleotide messenger RNA. RefSeq lists its product as uncharacterized. NCBI's taxonomy places the organism in Eukaryota, Metazoa, Mollusca, Gastropoda, Neomphalida, Peltospiridae. The record is from RefSeq and is a predicted model, not a curated record. Gene Ontology annotation, biological process: G protein-coupled receptor signaling pathway, coupled to cyclic nucleotide second messenger; chemical synaptic transmission. The coding region runs from base 135 to 1154 and encodes 339 amino acids. Gene Ontology annotation, molecular function: G protein-coupled serotonin receptor activity; neurotransmitter receptor activity. Gene Ontology annotation, cellular component: membrane; dendrite. The transcript has 2 exons.